UGCUUUUGUUCAGUCGUUGCGAUCGGACGGGUAGUGUUUUGUUGUGCCCGAAGAUAGAAGAUUCGAGAUUUUUGUAUUAUACAUUUUUUGUUUGUAAGUUCUUUCGCGACCACUUGAAACUUUUAAAAUGGGUAAAAAUAGACAAGCGCAACGAACCAAGAACAACGCACAGCCAUCAAAUAGCAGUCGUAGCGCGGAACUACUGGGAACUGCGAUUCCUUUUGUCGGUUUCUCAGCGGCUUCUCAGGUUAAAGACGGAGGAUACGUUCCCGUUUUACCCGGUUUAUGUUUCUCCAAUAAUGUGGAAAUAAACAGUGUGGAUCCCACUUUUCAAGUGGCGCUCAAAAAGAUGAACAAGAAAGAUGCUAGGACGAGACACAAGGCGUUACAAGAAUUCACAAGUCUGUGUCAAACAGCUGAAUUGUCAGCAGUGGAAAGCAUACUGCCGUUCUGGCCACGGAUAUAUUUGGUUGUGGCCAUUGAUAUAGAGGAUAGAGUGAGAGAAGCGGCACAGUUGGCGCACUCAGCUCUGGUCGACUGUGUAGGGAAGAAGAUUGAUAACUUUUUGAACCAAUUAAUUGGCACGUGGUUCACGUCCCAAUUUGAUUCGUCGCCUGUAGCGGCUUCAACCGCCUCAUAUUCUUUUGCCAAAAUCUUUCCACCAUCAAAGCUACUUAGAAUAGUUCGCUAUCAGAACGAUAUUUUAAACCAUAUCAGCCAUAUUUUAUUCAAGGCCGACAGUUUUUCCGUGUCUCCUCAAACAUUUUUAAAUUAUGAGGAGAAAAGCCAGAUUUACUCUCGACUUUUAGCAACAAAUAUGCAAGCUUACAGCUUUUACUUCCGGAAAGUUCCGCGUCAGGAAAUCGACAAAACCGUAGAGAUUCACAACAAGAUUUUGAGCAGUUUUCGGUUCUGGAACCUAUACUCUCAACACGAUUUGUUGUCGGUAAGAAUAGCUUUCUUCAACGUGCUGUCCUCCGUCUUAGAAAACGCCGAACACUUAUUGGAAAACGAAAAGAGACGAACGAUAACCGCCAUCAUAAACCGUCUUGGGUGUGAAAUGGACACUAAAGUUGUGUCAGCCAUUUGGGAAUCGAUGCUCUUAGCGAUGACGAAACUGACCGACUGGCAUCUCGUAGUGGACGUCAAGGAAUUUGUACUUCCGAAAGUGUGGCGCUCUAUGGGAUACGGCGGCGAUGGUUGCGCCAGCACCGCUUAUCCGAAUCUGUUGCCUUUUGUCAGUCAAUUUCCGAAAUUGAGUGACGACGUACGCAGUCUGUACGGACCGUUCUUCUCAUGUCUGCGUGAAGGAUUCUCCGCCAAUAAGGUGCGAAAGAAUUGCUCGGAAACUCAGGCCGUGGCGCAGGCCUUCGUCGAGUGUCUCCGCUAUUCGAUUCACGUCAAUGCCAAGGACGUCGAUUUGUGCAUUUGGCUCUUCAAGGAACAUCUUAUGCCUGUGUUAGCGCAAGCGUGCUUUUGUACAACGAACGAGUACAUGUGCAACACAUUUAAUAUCAAUGUUUACAUGAAACAAGUUUGCUUCACGGAGAUCGCUCUUCUGGUGCGACAUUGGAGCAGGAGUCGUUCGAACGGGGAACACAAAAAAUCGUACGCGGCUUUGAUGCGAGAAUUCUGGAUCGAAUUGCGACAAUGGUUUGAGUUGAAAUAUUGGAACCCUGGUAAAUUAAAUAAGAAUUAUCAAAUUGAAUUUCUGCUGACUUUGAAGAACCCGCCGAAUCGCGUCUGUAAGAAGUCGAAGGUGGUAAGAUUUUCCAAUUCGGAUUCCGAUCCCGUCCCGAGUCAACCAGAGACGAGAGUUGUCGACACGGAUGCGACUUUCAACUCGGAACUCUGCGAGUUUGUCAGUGUUAUCUGUAAAAUUUACUUCGACAAGAUUAUCGCCGAUUAUCAACAAUGCUGGCCGAUAUCUCCAAGAGUUUUGGAACGUAUUCGUCGGGUGAACACACUUUUGCGACAUUUUGCGAGCAGGGAAUUGUUUACCGUGUCAACGUUCUUGGAUUCUAACGACCAAAAUUUUUUUAAGUUUUAUGACAAGAAUCUGAAACCUCUGGUGUUGCAAAAUUCGAAGGAGGUGAUGGAACAAAGUCUCGAGUUGAUAUUUUACUUGAUUCCCCACAUGGACGACGCGGAGAAGGAUAAAGUCUUGAAAUCGCUGACCAAUUUGAACGACAUCAGGAUCACUAGAAACGUUAUUUACCGCUGCUUGUUCGAGCGCAACAGAAACGAUCACGUGAUAAGGAAUUGGUACAAACAAGCCGAUAUAAUCAAACUGCUGAUCGACGUGGCUGCCGAGAUCGUUCUGAGCGAAGACGAAGAUUGUUCGAAUCUGGAAAAUAAUCGAAAUCUGAUUCUGCUCGCGUUCGAAACCUCGGAAACCGGAGAGUUGCUGAUAAGCGAGGACGGGGCGAAUAAGAUCGUGUCGAUUCUCUGCGACUCGCUGAGCGGAAGGGAUGACGUUUGUUCCGCGAAGUUCGUCGAAUUCGUCGCGGAACUGAUGACCUCGACAUGGAAUCACAAGAAUACAAUUUCGAACGCCGUGCAGAUAUUGGAGACGAUGUUCGAAUUGUGCACUCGUGAACACGACGACCGUCACACGACCACCCUCGAGACGGCGCGCAAAUGCUGGAGGGAAGGAUUUGUGAGAAGCGCUCAGCUUUUGCCCGCGGACAAGUUCAACGAUCUCGUUGAGAAAUGCGCGAUCAUUAUCUGGAGCAAAGUGUACAACGAGGGCCACACGAAGGACACGUUGGUGGAUCUGGCGACGGAUAUCUUCGAGAUCGCGAUCGACGUUGGUCGCGACGACACUGCCAAGUCAUCGUCGCGUUGCACCGAGAAAACCAUUUUGCUGUUUCUAACGUCGUCUGAUAUAAAAUUGUCGGUCGCGGAAGCGACCGCUGUUGCGAUAUACGGCGAAAUAGUGACGGGAAACUUGUAUGUGUCAAAUCUCGAGAGAAAGAUACGAAUCUUCGGCGAUCACACGCUUAUCAAUAUUGCGAGCGACAACGCGAUUUUGAACAAUAUGACGAAUUGUCUGUGUUGGGCUUUGUUUACGACAGAUCUGUUGAAUAAUUUGUACGAGAGACUGAGAAGCGAUAAGAGUACCGACGCGGAAGAAACUUCCGAAUCAGAAGAGGACUACGACUUGAACGUACCAGGUAUCACGGAAUUAUUGAUGAACAUUAUAUACGUGGCUAGUGUAAAAGAGAUAUACAGCAAACACUACAAGUCUACGAAGAGUUACAACGACGUGAACAAGCUCUUCGAGUUGUUCAACAUCAGUCUCAUCACCUUGCGCAAAUAUUACGCGAAGAACAUUCGCGACGACGUUAGCUCUCACUUGCAAACCAAUCGGUCGAGUUACGGGUACAUGCUGCCGUACAUGAUUCACACGUACUGCACCAAGUUCGAGUUGUCAGGUGUGAAUGAUGUCGCGCGGUAUUACAAAAAUUGCACGAGCGGCGCGGAAGAAAACGAGGAAGCGCGUUUGCAGGCGUCUCAGAUCUUGGGCGAUUACUGGGACAUGGAAACAUUAUCGACAAACGACAUCACUCACUCGUCAAUUGUUGCGAGAACCGCGAUGUGUCGAAAAAACGUUAUCCCCGACAUCGCCGCGAAACAUUGCGACCUGACGACGAUCAUGUCGCGUCACAAGGACGAUCCCGCUCUGCUGCUUCUCGACUGCGAGGUUUUCGACGUUCCGUGGAGCCGGUUGCUUCUGCCGCUCGAAGUCGUGAGGUUGCUCGCGACGCUCGUGCGAAAAACCCCAUCGGUAUUGGAAUCCGAGCACUGGGACUUCAUCUUGUUAUCUCUCGCAGUUUGGCAACAGUCGAUUAAAAAGUCUAUUUACAAUUACACGGAUAUCAGAGUAACGUCGUUGAUAACGGCGGUGGGACAGUUGUACUGUUCGAUUCAGACUUUGAUGAACAAUCCGAUACCCGAGUUGUCUCCGGCGCUGCUGGACGAAUGGACGAAGGUGUUUGCCAGCGACGUACAGAGCGUUGUCGCUCAAACGUGGAUGCACUGCGUGGAUCUGCACGAUCACGACGAUACGGACGUAAGGUCGACCGUGCUGCUGGAUCAACUGGGAAAAACGAUCAGCGUGCUCGAUGGAGAUGUGUUGUUCAAAACGGACGAGAAACGUGUCAACGUUGUGGACUUUGACAGCAUGUUGCAAUUGUCUCUGAAACUGCUGCAGUCUCCAGUGUCCAGCGUUCAGUUAGGCGCCUAUCACGCGUUGAAGUGUAUGGUAUCCAAACUAAAACAAUGCGACACGAAGAUAGUCGAGUCGGACAGUAUCCGCUUCGAGCGGAGCAGUCUCUAUUUCAAGAAACUCGAAGACGUUCUACUGAGCACGCAGAAUAUUGUAAACACGAUGCUUAUGGACUUCAAAUUAUGCGACACGAUCAGCUGCACGAUCGAACCGUUUACGGAUUCUUACACGUACGCACUGGGAUACUUGUUAACGUGGGCGAUUGUGCUGGAUAUGUGCAAGUGCGCUCACGACGACUUGCGGUAUCAUUAUGCUGAAAUGGUGAAAAAUCAUCUGUUUCCUUCGCUGUUGAAAAAUAUCUUCAAAUUAAUGCCGAUGGAAGUACUGCAAGGUAUUAAAAACAAGAAUGACAAGCUGCUGAAGAUGUUUACUACCGAGCCGUCACUUAACUUCGGAGAGAGUUGGACAGAAUUGAGACUGGAUCACAUCGUGUGCUGGGUGUACACGAACUGUUUGCGAUGUCUGCCAGUGUUGGUUAGACAAUGGCUGAACACAGCCGACAGCAAAGUCAGCGCGACGGUGGACAAAAUAACGAGUUAUUACAUCAGUCCCAUGCUCUGUCAGGAGAGACUUCACGAUCAGAGACUGAAGAAGUAUGAAAAUCUGAAGGUAAACAUGUAUCAAUCAACGAGGCAAAUAGUAGGCAUAUACAAAAUGGAGGAAACAAAACUUGAAUUAGUCAUUGUGUUGCCGUUAAAUUAUCCUUUGGGCGCGGUGGAGGUGCAGAACAACGCGUGCAGCGCAAACUUCACAAAUUCCUUUUCGCAACUGGCCAUAUUUCUCACGCAUCAGAACGGAGAUAUUUGGGAAGGUCUUCUGAUGUGGAAGCGCAUUUUAGACAAGAAAUUUGCGAGCGUCGAUGAGUGUUGCAUAUGUUACAGUAUUUUACAUCAUAAUACGCACCAAAUACCAAAAUUAUCUUGCAACGUCUGUCAUAAAAAGUAUCACACUUCUUGUUUGUACCAAUGGUUCAACACAAGUCAAAAGUCUACUUGUCCAAAUUGCAGAAAUGUGUUUUAAUUAUAAAAACUACUUUUUUAUUUAAAAAUACGAAAUCUUUUUCCUUUCAGUAUAAAUGAUUCAACACAAGCAAAAAAUUCUACCCCUGUUCAAUUUGCAGAAAUGUGUUUCAAUUGCCAAAAUUGUUUGUACAGAUAGAAGGAGAGUUUGUAUAUAUUAUUAAUAAGCAUGUGUAUGUAAGGACAUACAAUUAUAAGUGUAUAUAUUAAUAGUAUAUAUAUAUAUCGAAAUAAAGUUUAAUUCCUUCAGU
Messenger RNA from Pseudomyrmex gracilis, 5561 nucleotides. RefSeq names its product E3 ubiquitin-protein ligase listerin (gene Ltn1). The coding region runs from base 128 to 5311 and encodes 1727 amino acids. Gene Ontology annotation, molecular function: ubiquitin protein ligase activity; ribosomal large subunit binding. Gene Ontology annotation, biological process: ribosome-associated ubiquitin-dependent protein catabolic process; rescue of stalled cytosolic ribosome. The record is from RefSeq and is a predicted model, not a curated record. The transcript has 9 exons. Gene Ontology annotation, cellular component: cytosol; RQC complex. Lineage: Eukaryota; Metazoa; Arthropoda; Insecta; Hymenoptera; Formicidae.